CAUUGAAUUUUCGUAUGAUGAAUUAAGCUACGCUUAUCUGGCAAUCUAUUCUAUAUAUUACGAGCUUUUUUUGCAGAUAAAUUAAGCAAAGCCUAUCACUUGUGACUUUGCGCUUAUCAUCGGAUCUGGGUUCUUCUUCUUUCUUCACAAGCAUUGGGAGAAGCUGAUCAAAUAAACUUUGAUGGCUCAUGGGGAUAAAGAUUUAAAACUUGACAUUGAAAAUGAACCGAUCACUGGUGAAGAAGAAGAAUACCAAAACCGAAACCCUAUUUUAGGCCUUAAAAACAUGGCAGAACUGCUGCUUGCUAAGGCUAGAGGCAGUUUCACCCAAGGGUCGUCGGACGAUGGAGUGUCUUUGUCUAGUGAUGCUUCGAAUUCAGGUAGUGUUUAUGCGAAGAACAUGCAGGCAAUGACGAGCAUGAAUGUUGUGGGACAUGAUCAUAAUAUCAAAGAUGAUGGUAAAGAGAAUAAAUUAGUGAAGGAGAAAUGUAAAAGUUUGAGCAAUAAAAAAUCCCCUAAGCCUCCACGACCUCCGAGAUCGCCAUCAUUGGAUGCGGCCGACCCGAAGUUAAUCCGAGAGUUAUCCGAACUUGCGAGAUUAAAGCGCGCGAGGAUCAAGCGGAUGAAACCCUUGAAGAAUAUGAAGAUUACUAAGGGAACACCUCCUCCUAGUAGAAAUAUGCUUGCCUUGUUGUUUACCAUCCUUUUCUGUAUUGUCAUAAUCUUUCAAGGAAUGCCAUCCAAAGGUACACCAAUGGCUUCCCAAGGAUCUCAUGUGCCGGUAAGAGCAACAGAGAGAGCUCCAACUUCAGUUUCAUUCCUUCGAAACCCCGUAUCUAAUGGACUUUGUUGGAUAGAAAUAAAAAUGUUGUUGGUCUAUCUAUGGUCACAGAAGAUAAAUCUUUGUUGUUCAACAUCAUAUGUUUCUAUGGAGUUCACUUUUUGCUGGUAAUUUAUCCCUCGUUUGCAAGUUGAAGUUAUGGGGAGGAGAGGGAGUGAGUUAAAUUACCAUGUAAAAUUUUGGCAGUAUGUUGUGGGAUUAUAUCUAUUCUCUAUAAGCAUCUCUCAUUAUGUAACUCCAAAUUCAAUUUGAAUUCAUCCUACCAUUCUUUGGAA
This is a messenger RNA of Gossypium arboreum, 1116 nucleotides long. RefSeq lists its product as uncharacterized. The record is from RefSeq and is a predicted model, not a curated record. NCBI's taxonomy places the organism in Eukaryota, Viridiplantae, Streptophyta, Magnoliopsida, Malvales, Malvaceae. Bases 182 to 952 code for a protein of 256 amino acids. The transcript is spliced from 4 exons.